AUGAACAUGCUUCACACAUCCACCUUCUUCAUGAUCCUCUUGCUCAGUUGCCACUUCCUCGCUGGGCAGGCACAGAACGACACAACCAACACUGAAGAUGAAGAAUUCGCCCAGCUGUGUGCCAGGAUCAAGAAGCGUAGCGAUGACCUCGACGCCCUGCUCUACCUCCAGGGCGGGCUGGGUGGACCGCUCGACCCUUACCGCGUCGACUGGGCCGCAGUGCAGAGCUUCCUCGCGCCUGGCUUUCAAUGGAACGACAACAGCUUGUGGCCCUCACGAGGCAACUACACGGACUACCACGAGUACUGGACCAGACGCAUCAUGAACGAGUUGCUCUGGCCAUUGCGCGACGUGGCCGUCGAGGCCUGGAACUCGUGCGACCCGGUCAAUCGGAGGGAGGUGGCCCAGUGGGAGGAGACCUUCACUUCGGCCUCCAACCAUAGCCAGACCAUCAACAUGCGGUCCAUCUACCUCAUCGAGUUCGACGCCGACCUGAACGCCAUUCGCCAGGCCUUGUGGACGUCGGGCAACCUUCAGGACUUCCUCCAACAUCAAACACAAACCACUGCUUGA
Acanthamoeba castellanii str. Neff is the source of this 573-nucleotide messenger RNA. RefSeq lists its product as uncharacterized. Bases 1 to 573 code for a protein of 190 amino acids. The transcript has 3 exons. Lineage: Eukaryota; Discosea; Longamoebia; Acanthamoebidae. The record is from RefSeq and is a predicted model, not a curated record.